This is a messenger RNA of Amoebophrya sp. A25, 1221 nucleotides long. NCBI's taxonomy places the organism in Eukaryota, Dinophyceae, Syndiniales, Amoebophryaceae. The record is from the annotation of a GenBank genome assembly.
AUGAAGAAAAAGCAGGGGACUGGCGCUGUGGUUUUUCUUCCUAGUGGUGCGGCUGGCUCUCGUAGCUUCUUCGUCAGUGUCAUCAAGGGCGUGAAGGAUGCUGAAGAUGCUGAAAAACAAGCAGAAAAACCGACGGUAAAAGUUAGGGCGGCCUUUGUAAGUCGUUUGCCAAUUCUUCACUUUGUCUCCACAUUUCCUCAAUGAAUGGCUCUUGCGCCUCCUUUUGUUUUUUCUAGAAUGUCGAAAGAGAUGAUAAAAUCAAAGGGAAGACAUUGACAUGAAGAAACAGCAGCAACACCAGCGGAAAUAAACAAGGGGGCGCCAACAGUAACAACGCUACUAAGCUGUGGCGUUGUUUUUUCAUCAUGAUCCUUUCAUUGUCUAAUGAACAUUUUUGAUCGAAGCUACGUCACUCCUCUAAAAAUUGGUCCGAUACAAGUGAAAGUGGCGCGCCAUCUGUUGUAGACAACACUGACGAGGAACUAUUCAGCCAAAGGGAAAUGGGGAAGGAGAGUUAUCAUUUGGUCACGCAGGAGGGCGGUGCACCUGAUGCCAAUGGUUUUAAGGCUCAUCGCUUCAAUCGUGGGCUGUCUAUUAUUUAAUAUUUGAGAUGAUAUUGAUAAAGAUGGCUCUCGAGUUUUUUUCGCAUGAUUUAUGAUUGGGUUUGUUUAGUGAUAGUACUGGAAUUUGGGGGUUAUUGCCGCACACAUUCAUAGGACUACUUUUCUCUUCGAUUAUCUUUAUGCCAGAGCCCGUAUUUCGUGCACUGUUCUCUCCGCUUCGGAGCUUAUUGGAAAAUGCCUCCUAUGACGAUGGGGAAUCCCACUAACAUCUGCUCCAGAGGUGUAGGCACGUAGCCCACAGGAGUUGUGGGGGGGUUCCUCCUCAUCAAUUGGUUGCAUUCCCAUCCCUGUCGUCUGUAAGAUGAAGGCACUUUCGGAUAUGGACAUCUCUAACAGUUCUUGCUACGGCCAUCUUGCUCAUUUGGUGAUUUUCGGACAGUCGGGCUCGGACGCAGGCAGCACUACCACUAUAGGCGACUCGUACCGAAAGCUGGCUGGGCCUGGUAAGCCCGGGGAGAAGGCCUUGAUGAGUGAUGUUGAUUUGAAAAUCGCCGCCUAUUAUUUUUGUGCUUUGUCGGCUGGACUUUGCGUCCCUCUUGCAAUAGUUGGAGGGGUUUUUUACAUCAUGGGUGUCAUAGCAUGGUUGAAGAUGCAUUAG